Molecule: messenger RNA, 525 nt
Organism: Cryptosporidium ubiquitum
Lineage: Eukaryota; Apicomplexa; Conoidasida; Eucoccidiorida; Cryptosporidiidae
Exons: 1
Coding region: 1-525 (174 amino acids)
Biological process (GO): translation reinitiation; formation of translation preinitiation complex
Molecular function (GO): translation initiation factor activity; mRNA binding
Source: RefSeq, a predicted model, not a curated record
AUGGAAAUAAAGCAAAGAGAAGUUAUAAAAGAAAUAUAUACAGUUGAGUACUGUAAAAGUUGCGGACUGCCUACUGAUUAUUGCGAGUAUGGUCAAUGUAUCAAAAAUAAAACAACCGAAUACAAUGAAACAUUAGAAACCAAUAAAUUAGAUUCUCAAUCAAAUUUAUCACUUAAGGCAGAUGAAACUCAAAUUACCCGAGAAGGUAUUCAAAAAAAACAUGAAGACUUAAAUUUAGUCAAGAAAAGAAAGAACAAACAGAAUAUAAUUACGAUUAAAGUGGAAAGCAGAGCUAGAAGAAAGAAUGUGACCGUAGUUUGUGGGCUAGAACUAUUCGAUAUUCAACUCAACGAAGCAGCGAAGAAAUUUGCAAAGCAGUUUUCUUGUGGUGCAUCAGUAGUUAAAGGCACUAAUGGGAAACCCGAUCAUAUAGAUGUACAAGGCGACUUUGAUAUUACAAUUGCGGAAUUUAUUUUGAAAAUUUAUCCAAAUAUUGAAGCAAGUAAUAUUGUUAUUCAAACGUGA